GAAGAGCAAGCCAGCGAAGGGUCUCACCUUCGGUGCGAGGCUGGGUUGUUGCAUCCUGCUGCUGCCUUUUCUGCUUCUGUUCCCGCAGCUGCUGUUUCUGCCAUCAGCUCUGUUACUUGACUGACUGGCUCUACUGGGGAACAUAGUCAAAUUGGAAUAGAGUAGCAGUUUGGACUUUUAAAAGAUGCAAGCUGUUUUAAAGACAGUGAGGAGCUCAACAUAAACAGGGGAAAGAGCACAGUAUGCUGCUACUUGGAGGGUGUUGAUUGAAAACUUCGAUCUCCCACCCCUUUCACGGUUGAUUUGACUGAUUUCUCACCUCGUUCACAGAAAAUAUUUCAAUUAAGGUCCCCUUAGAUGGAAUAUAAUAAAGCAGAAGCUUCAAAAGGAUUAAUGCCUGGAUUAUCAUUUCUGCAAUAAAACAGAAAUCUAAGUGGUGAAGACCACAGGCACCUCAAUCCUGGAUUCCAGAAUUCUAUAUUAAGCACUGGAGUUUUUAGUACUCUGCUAUAGGAAAGCCUUUGCCAAUGCUUACAAGGAACUGUUUAUCCCUGCUUCUCUGGAUCCUGUUUGAUGGAGGUCUCCUAACACCACUUCAACCACAGCCACAACAGACUUUAGGCACAGAACCAAGAGAAAAUGUUAUCCAUCUGCCAGGGCAACGAUCGCAUUUCCAACGAGUUAAACGUGGUUGGGUAUGGAAUCAAUUUUUUGUGCUGGAGGAAUACAUGGGCUCCGAACCUCAAUAUGUGGGAAAGCUUCAUUCUGACUUGGACAAGGGAGAGGGUACUGUUAAAUACACCCUCUCAGGAGAUGGUGCCGGGACCGUUUUUACCAUUGAUGAAACCACAGGCGACAUUCAUGCAAUAAGGAGCCUGGAUAGAGAAGAAAAACCUUUCUAUACCCUUCGUGCACAGGCUGUAGACAUAGAGACCAGGAAGCCUUUGGAGCCUGAAUCAGAAUUCAUCAUCAAAGUGCAGGAUAUUAAUGACAAUGAGCCAAAGUUUUUGGAUGGACCUUAUGUUGCUAGUGUUCCAGAAAUGUCUCCUGUGGGUGCAUAUGUGCUCCAGGUCAAGGCCACGGAUGCAGAUGACCCAACCUAUGGAAACAGUGCCAGAGUUGUUUACAGCAUUCUUCAGGGACAACCUUAUUUCUCUAUUGAUCCCAAGACAGGUAUUAUUAGAACAGCUUUGCCAAACAUGGAUAGAGAAGUCAAAGAACAAUACCAAGUUCUCAUUCAAGCCAAAGAUAUGGGAGGACAACUAGGAGGACUGGCUGGAACAACAGUAGUCAACAUCACCCUCAGUGACGUCAAUGACAAUCCACCUCGCUUCCCCAAAAGCAUCUUCCAUCUGAAAGUUCCUGAAUCUUCUCCUGUUGGCUCAGCUAUUGGAAGAAUAAGAGCUGUGGAUCCUGAUUUUGGACAAAAUGCGGAAAUUGAGUACAAUAUUGUUCCCGGAGAUGGAGGGAAUUUGUUUGACAUCAUCACAGAUGAGGAUACACAAGAAGGAGUUAUCAAACUGAAAAAGCCUUUAGAUUUUGAAACGAAGAAGGCAUAUACUUUUAAAGUAGAGGCCUCCAACCUUCACCUUGACCACCGGUUUCACUCUGCUGGCCCUUUCAAAGACACUGCUACAGUGAAGAUCAGUGUUCUGGAUGUAGAUGAGCCACCAGUAUUUAGCAAGCCACUUUACACCAUGGAAGUUUAUGAAGACACCCCUGUCGGGACCAUCAUUGGCGCUGUAACUGCACAAGACCUGGAUGUGGGCAGUAGUGCUGUUAGGUACUUCAUAGAUUGGAAGAGUGAUGGGGACAGCUACUUUACAAUAGAUGGAACAGAAGGAACCAUCGCCACUAAUGAAUUACUAGACAGAGAAAGCACUGCACAGUAUAAUUUCUCCAUAAUUGCGAGUAAAGUUAGUAACCCAUUAUUAACCAGCAAAGUCAACAUACUAAUUAAUGUCUUAGAUGUCAAUGAAUUUCCUCCAGAAAUAUCUGUGCCAUAUGAGACAGCCGUCUGUGAAAAUGCAAAACCAGGACAGAUAAUUCAGAUAGUCAGUGCUGCAGAUCGAGAUCUUUCACCUGCUGGGCAGCAGUUCUCCUUUAGAUUAUCCCCUGAGGCUGCCAUCAAACCAAAUUUUACAGUCCGGGACUUCAGAAACAACACAGCUGGAAUUGAAACCAGAAGAAAUGGAUACAGCCGCAGACAGCAAGAGUUGUAUUUCCUCCCUGUUGUAAUAGAAGACAGCAGCUACCCUGUCCAGAGCAGUACAAACACAAUGACUAUUCGAGUUUGUAGGUGUGACUCUGAUGGUACUAUCCUGUCAUGUAAUGUGGAAGCAAUUUUUCUGCCUGUUGGAUUGAGCACUGGCGCUUUAAUUGCAAUCCUACUAUGCAUCGUUAUACUUUUAGCCAUAGUUGUGCUGUACAUCGCAUUGCGCAGGCAGAGGAAGAAGGACACCCUGAUGACCUCCAAGGAAGACAUAAGAGACAACGUCAUUCACUAUGACGACGAAGGAGGCGGGGAGGAGGACACGCAGGCCUUCGACAUCGGGGCGCUGAGAAACCCGACAGCAGUGGAAGAGAACAAAAUCCGCAGGGACAUCAAGCCAGACUCUCUUUGCCUGCCCCGCCAGAGGCCCCCGGUGGAAGACAGCACGGACAUCAGGGACUUCAUCCAUCAGAGGCUGCAGGAGCACGACCUGGACCCCGCCGCCCCGCCCUAUGACUCGCUGGCCACCUUCGCCUACGAGGGCGCAGGGUCGCUAGCCGGGUCGCUCAGCUCCAUUGACUCGCUGGCCACGGAUGCUGACCAGGACUACGACUACCUGGCGGACUGGGGACCGCGCUUCAAGGUCCUUGCUGACAUGUUCGGUGAAGAAGAGAGCUACAACCCCGACAAAGUCACUUAGGGAGAGGCGGAGGCUAGGUGCAGAGGAGGAGAGAUUUUUUAACUGGAGCAACACAAGUAGACAUCAACGCGCGCGCACACACACAGGCUUUAUAAUGCAGGAUUCUUUUGACUGAUCUGGUUUCUAGCAAGUGGCUAUAUUUAUCAUACUGUCAGUUUUGGUUUAUUCUGUCUACACAAGAUAAAUCCUAUAAUAUGUACUUGCUUUGUUUUGUUUUGUUAUUUCAGAAACACGCUGAGACAAGCUCAGGCCUAUUAAAUACGAUUUACUGACAUGACAACCUACAACGAAGAUAGCUAUGUGGCAUCACGGUGGAAGAGUGUUAGAUUUUUCUUAAUUCCACUAAAGUGCCUAUUGAAACUCUUAUCAUUUAAAGUGGUGUACCCUACACUCUGCUGUGAUGUGGUUGCAGGAUUCAGUGAUAAAGAGGAAUAAACAAAGACAUCUUCAAGGAGCAAUAGCACCCUGCUGACUCUUCUCAUUCCUUUUGAGACAAAAAGGAAACUCUGAACUCCAUCUUCUUAUAAUUCGAAGGUGUUUCUUUUUAAAACUGUAUGCCAAGACACGUUUGCUUUUCCUACCCUUUCAGAAAAUUGAAAUAAAUGUGAUAAUAUCAAAUUAAAUAUGUAACCCAUGAAUUUGAAAAGCAAUGUUUGAUCGUAACAUAAGUUCAUAUUAAAGAAUGUUAAUUAAAAUAUUACUUUUUUUCCAAAAAAAUAAAAUUUUAAAAAAGAAAUGGAAAAAAAAUCCCUCUUUAUAAAGAGAGGCCUCAGGGCUCAAAUUCCACAUUAAAAUAAAUAUUGGUUUUGUUUUAUACUGUA
Molecule: messenger RNA, 3733 nt
Organism: Ictidomys tridecemlineatus (thirteen-lined ground squirrel)
Lineage: Eukaryota; Metazoa; Chordata; Mammalia; Rodentia; Sciuridae
Gene: Cdh12
Product: cadherin 12
Biological process (GO): homophilic cell-cell adhesion; cell migration; multicellular organism development
Cellular component (GO): catenin complex; plasma membrane; adherens junction
Molecular function (GO): cadherin binding; beta-catenin binding; calcium ion binding
Source: RefSeq, a predicted model, not a curated record